Messenger RNA from Macrobrachium nipponense, 5056 nucleotides. RefSeq names its product paired box protein Pax-6-like. Gene Ontology annotation, biological process: regulation of transcription by RNA polymerase II; anatomical structure development. The record is from RefSeq and is a predicted model, not a curated record. The coding region runs from base 806 to 2584 and encodes 592 amino acids. Gene Ontology annotation, molecular function: RNA polymerase II cis-regulatory region sequence-specific DNA binding; DNA-binding transcription factor activity, RNA polymerase II-specific. NCBI's taxonomy places the organism in Eukaryota, Metazoa, Arthropoda, Malacostraca, Decapoda, Palaemonidae. The transcript is spliced from 12 exons.
AUUAACUGACCUGAUAUAAGUUACUGCAUGAAUCAUGUUUGGCUUUUCUAAAAGCAAAUUAAAAAAGAGAGACUUUACCAGCGAAAGAUUUGCGGUGGUCGGGUCGGCAACGCAAACGGCAGAGAGAGAGAGAGAGAGAGAGGAGUCGCGACCGUCGAUAUAUGGUGUGAGAGGCUGUAAAUAGUGGUGGCCGAAAGACCCAUUUAGUUGUGUGGACGGGUCUUCGAGGUUCAGGAUCAAAUCCCUGAGGGACCGAAAGGGCGCACAGUCAGUCUCAGUGUUGGUGGCGGUGUGAGCCUAUAGGGCUGUUGGUCGCCUCUCGUCACGUGGCUUAAGCGCUCCCCUAUCAUUCUUUUUUUUUUUCUUUCUUUCUUUCUUUAAUAGCAAAUAACCGAAAACUUCGCGCGCCAAAGAGAUCAUAUUUUUUCUUUUUUGUCUUGGAGAUAUCUUGCCCACAAGUACACAGAUUAAUUAAAUACUUAUUCUAUAGGAUUAUCCUUAGUAUGUGAGCCAUAUUGUGUGUUAGGGAUCUGUAUUUUAGUUCCGUGGAAGAAGGGUAUGGGAGAGAAUUUCGCUCAUGAACUUGCCUGGUCCUCUCGUAGUAUUCAUUAGUGAUCGAGACGACGGACGGACUUGCCGUUACCGACCAGAAAGGUGAAUUUACUGCCGUGUUCUCAAAGACUUGGACUUGAAGAAGACAGGAGGAGCUAAAACAAUCCAUCGAAGCCGUCCUCACCGUGACCGUCAUCAUUAAGGGGUUUCGGUAGCGGCGGGGGUUGGUGCCUGCAGGCUGGCCGCCGCCGUUAUGUUGUCCCCAGUAGACGCCGGGCCACAUGGACCUCAUGGCCCGCAUGGUCACCACCCGUGGGGCCCCACCACUUUGGACGACAUGUCGCAUAAGGACGUGCUCGAUUACUCACUGGGACCCUCGGGUAAGGGAGCGAUACCCCCCUGGUGGCCAAGGGGGGAAGGGGAGGAUGGUCACAGCGGAGUGAACCAGCUCGGAGGCGUUUUCGUGUCUGGUCGUCCCCUGCCCGAUACCACGAGGCAGAAGAUCAUCGAGUUGGCACACUCGGGUGCCAGGCCUUGCGACAUCUCCAGGAUUCUACAGGUGUCUAACGGCUGCGUCUCCAAAAUACUGGGCAGAUACUACGAAACGGGUUCGAUCCGUCCCAGAGCAAUUGGGGGAUCCAAACCCCGCGUCGCAACGGCGGAGGUCGUUGCCAAGAUCUCCCAGUUCAAGAGGGAAUGUCCUUCCAUCUUCGCCUGGGAGAUCAGAGACCGACUGCUCUCAGAAGGAGUCUGCUCUUCGGACAACAUUCCGAGCGUGUCGUCCAUCAACCGCGUCCUCCGUAACAUCAACGCGAAGGAAAGCAGCGGCAGCGGCUCAGGGGGCGCCCCGGUCCCUGGCGGACCCCCUGGUGGGGGAGGAGGAGGAGGCGGAGGAGGAGGAGGAGCAGGAGGAGGAGGAGGUAGCGCCGUGGCUACUGCAGGAGCUGGAGGCGGCGGUGCCGGCGUCGGAGGGGGCCAGACGAUGGGCAUCGGAGGCGGGAACUCCACCAGCAGCAGUAAUUCGAACACGCCUACCAGCACCCCGACCCAGGACCCCAUGUACGAUAAACUCCGCCUCCUGAAUGGACAGUCGACUUGGCCUCGGUCACAAUGGUAUAGCGGACCAGGAAACGAUAUCACGUCCUUGCCGGUGGAUUCCCCGCAGUCGGCUCCCUGCGCUCAGCAAGAUAUCGUCAAGAAGAGUGACGCCGGUGAACUAAGCGAAGACAGCAACGCCGGCAGCAGUGAAAACAGCAACAGCGAAGACCAGGCGAGGCUUCACCUGAAGAGGAAACUCCAGAGAAACAGGACCUCCUUCACCAACGAUCAGAUUGACAGCUUGGAAAAAGAGUUUGAGAGAACUCAUUACCCCGACGUGUUUGCCCGCGAGAGACUGGCUGCAAAGAUAGGCCUGCCGGAAGCUAGGAUUCAGGUGUGGUUCAGCAACCGAAGAGCCAAGUGGAGGAGAGAGGAGAAGCUCCGGAACCAACGGAGGGCGGCUGAGGGCGUCGCUCCCUCUUCGCCCACGAGAAUCAUCAACAACUUCACGCCCUCGCCUAUGUAUACCCCGCUGCCUCCACCGCCCAUGUCCGUCGCCGACACUUAUGGGUCUAUGGCAGGCGGAGGCGGAUUUGGCAUGGCAUCGAGCGUGGGCGUAGGGCCAGGCGUGGGCGUGGUCGCCUCCAGCCCUAACUGCUUACCCCAGCAGCAGCCACCCACCGUCGUUCAUCCCGCGGGGACAACGGGCGUGGGACUGGGUCGAGACCAUUCUCACAACGCCCACAACCCUUACAUGAGUCGGUCUUACGACUCCUUGUACACCCACGCCCGCGCCUCACCCACUUGCCCGCCCAUGCUUUAUCACCCGGCUUCGCACCACCCUCACCAGAACCCCCACGCCCCCCACGAGUACAACACGCCUACACCACCUAAUUCACAAGCCGGUCUUCUUUCACCCGGUGUGUCAGUGCCUGUGGCGGUGCCCGGUCAGCACCACGACAUGAACGCCCAAUACUGGACUCGAUUGCAGUAGGUGCGAGCUUGCGCGCCUUAUAGGAACGGGUGCGAGCUUGCGCGCCUUUUAGGAACGGGUGCGAGCUUGCGCGCCUUAUAGGAACGCAAAUGAAGUACUACGCGUAGCAAGCUCUCGCGACGUCGAAGGUUGUAACUCUGCAGGCAGUUUAAGAAGUGCUUUUGAGUCCAUUCAACGAUGCAACUGAUGUACUGUUUUGAAGGUGGAUAAAGACAGGAGAGAGAGAGAGAGAGAGAGAGAGAGAGAGAGAGAGAGAGCGAGAGAGAGAUAGAGUUUUAGACACUGGACCAAGUUCGAGUACCCGAAGGCUUUGAAAGAGACCACCAAUAGUGAAACUGUGCUUCAGUCCCUAUCGUGUGACUCUGGGACCUCAUAACAUCAGUGGAUGUCUAGUUGGCAUCAAUAUCAAAAAGGGUGUUCCUUGGUGGCAGAAGCAAGUGACAAGAUAGAUACAUAUUGUGCCUAAUGCGUACCAAUCCAUAUAAAUGAUUUCGAGUGGGAAGUAUAUGUAUAUAUAUACAUAUACAUAUAUACAUAUAUAUACAUAUAUAUUUCUCACUUAAACAAACGGAAAGAAUGGAGAACUUUAGGAUUUCGUUAUCGAAAAUCAAUGCACACAGGUUUACUUUGUUUCGAUUUUACUUGCAUCUGUAAAAUAUGCGUUACAUUUCGAAAAUAAGUAAGAUAUUAUGUAAAAGAUUAAGGAGUGAAGAAUGAUGACAUGAUUGUAACAUUGACUAGACUUUCAGUUUGAACUUUUGCGUUUUCCAAAUUCAGUUCGUUAAUUUCGAACAACGCAAUAACAAACGGCAAAAAAAAGCUACAAAUCUGGGCAAUAUUUUUGUUCUACGUAAAGAACUAAACGAACUGAAAUAUCCUGAAAAAUUUCCUUUUGUUAUGUUCCGGUGAAGCAAAGCUAGUCUUGACAAAGAAAAAUCCAUAAGAAAACUUAACAAUUUUUUUUUUAUGUAGAAACGAAGCAUAGAAUAUGCUUUCAAAAUAUUUGGUGCAACGUUAAAACAACUCUUUCAUUCUGAAAUCUGGCAGUGAUAAUGCAUACAUGUUGAUAAGUCCUUCGUUCAUUGUCACAUUGACUGGGUGAUUUCUAUUGAAGAAUAUUUCAAAAUCUGAAAAAUCGCGUGUCUAUGAUACCAAAAGGUUUUUAUUUUGACGGUUGAACUUCUCUUAUGCAGUGUUUAGCAAACAUGGUCUUCGAACAAAGCAAAAAUAAUAUCGAAAGCAUCAACAACAAAGAGCAAUAAUAUUAAUAAUAAUUAUAAAAAUAUAUUAAUGAUAUAGUGCUUGAAAAGAUUAUAAAUUUCAUAAAUUGACGAAAGUUAUAAAAAUGAGAAAGUCGAUGACAGUUAUCAUCAUUUCUUUUGAUUUAUGUUAUUAUUGGCAUGGUAUUUAUCAUUAUGCUUAUUAAUAGAGAAAUUCACGCGUUCCUUAGUGAUAAGGAUAAUGAUAUUGAAGACAUGGCAAGAUACGUAUCAGGAGCAAAGUGGACAUAAAUAGACGUCAGUACAGACACUCAUAUCUGAUGUGGUAAUAUCUUAAUUCGAGACGUAUUAACAUAAUCCUUUAUAUCCUGUGUUCGUUAAUCCUUCAUUAUAUUCUUCAUUAUAUCCUUCAUUAUAUAUUACCCAGUUUAUAGAGAGAAACCAGGCAAUCAAAUCCAGCCCCGAAAGAGAUCGUUUGCGAACAUAUCGAAGCCUGUUACGUUAACGUAUGAUCAUCUGUUUAAAGAAUCGAUAAUACAGAUAUGCAAUCCAUAUGUGUAUAUAUCCGGAAAACACGAGUACAUGCAUAUGUAUUCAGAUGUGCAUAUGUAUGCAUAGAUAAGGUACGUAUGCAAGCAUGUACAUAAUCUUAUGCAUAUGUAUUAUCCUAAUAAUGCGCAAUAAUGCAUUUGGCUUUCACGAUUUGGACUUGUACAGUUAAAUGAUUCUGAAGAAAGGAUUGGAAACGAGCUGUGUACAUAUAUAUAUAGUUAAGUGGAACUUGUGUAAAAAAAAAUAUGAAUGACAGUCGAGGAGGUAACGUUAAUAUGGAGUAACUUGGUAAUGUACUUGUAAUUUUUUUUCUUGUGUGUAAAGUUUUUUUUCUCUUGGAAAAGAAACAUAAAAUAUAAAAGAACACUCUUAUAAGCUUAGAUCGACGACUCUGUUCGUGAAUUUAUAAAUAUCUAUUUUGGAAUUCAUAGCGACGAGGACUGGAUCGUCUCGAGUCAGUUGUGUGGUCAAUGAGAGACUUAAAAAAAUCGUAUUUUAUAUAUAUAUAUACAUAUAUUGCUUUUAUUUUCAUCCCUUUUCAUACAGUGCCACUGGCGACUGGAUUAACAUGUGACGCACUUUUUUCAUUUUUCUUUUGGGUCUUUCGCUUUUUCCCCUUCUUUUAUUUAUCAUAGGUUCAUUCUGUUUCUUUGGAAAAUUUCAUUAUGAAAUGUGUAUGCAUACUUAUAUAUAGAUAUAU